Messenger RNA from Paramecium pentaurelia, 4539 nucleotides. NCBI's taxonomy places the organism in Eukaryota, Ciliophora, Oligohymenophorea, Peniculida, Parameciidae. The record is from the annotation of a GenBank genome assembly.
AUGAAAUAACAUUAAAAGGUCUUGAUUAAAUCUAGAACAACAGCUUCAUUAUUGCAUUUGAUAUUUUAUGUUUAAUUGAUUAGUUUACUAUUACAUAAUGAAGAGGAGACAAUAAAAAUUCAGAAUAAAAAUUAUUCCUUAAAUUUAUUGCAAGCUUUCUCCUAUUUAAAUUAGAUUGGAAGACCAUAUUAAUUAUUAUUACGCUAUUAAAAUUUUAGACUUUUUGCAUUUUUACUUCCUACAGUAUUCCUAUGUUUUAUAUCAAUUGGAUUUAUCAAGAAUUUUUUUGUUCAUUAUUUAUUUAAAACAAAAUUUAUCAAAAAGAAAACCACUUAGACUCCUGAUUUCAACUCUUAAUUAUCAAUAAUAUUUUAAUUGUAUUUUUAUUUGUUAGCCUUAUACACAUUUGAUUUUUAUAUCAUUUCAAUUGCUGAAUCAAUAUCAAAUACAUAGAUAUCAAAUAUAUAUAUAUUUGUCAUUAGCAUUAUACUACUAUUCAAUUCAGUUUUGUUUAUAUUCAUUAAUAUUUUAUGCUCAGAAUCUAUUCAUUUCAAAAGUUCUCCUUUACAUGUUUAAUAAUUACAAAAAUACUAAUUUUUGAAUGUUAUAUUGAUCAUUUUUUCAAUGUAUUUCAAAUCUAAAAGUGAUGAAGGGAGUGUAAUACCUGUUUACAUUUUAAACAUUAUUAUUUUUCCAUCCUAUAUAUAUUCAGAAAUUGAAAAAUAAGUUUGUAUUUUUAAUAAACUCUCUUUAAUAUUAUUAUCCUUUGGAUUAUUUUAAAAUAUUUUCUCAUUAAUCUUAAUAGAAGUUUAAUUUGAAUACAGGAUUGGAUUAGUGUUUAUAUUAUGCCCUUUUCUUAUAAAUAUUCUAAGUUAUUAUUAAAAAACCAGAAAUUAAUUAAACAUCAAAAAAUCAAGAAGUAUUUAAGAAAUAUAUUAAAAUUUAAUUAUAUUAUCAGAUAAUAAAUCUAAAUAUUUAAGAAAACAUUAAUUUGAUUAUAUAAUUUUAAACUAAAAGAAUGAUAUAUUGAAUGAUUAAGAUAUCUUUUAAUAAGAAUUAAUCACAUUUAAUGAUAGAAUUAUAAAAGCAAGUAAAUCAUAAAAAACAUUCUGGUAUUAAAAAUAUAUUUUAAUUAAAUAUCACUAAUAAAAUUUUACAGAUACAAUUUCUUUGAUAUAUCAUUUCACUUAAAAUUAACUUUAUUCUGAAUCUACAAAGUAAUAUUUUAAAGUAUCUAUUUCAUUAUCAUUCUUAUAAAGAUUAUAAUUAGAAUUAAUUCAAAAAGAAGUAUAUUAGCUAUUAUAUUAUAAUAUUACAAAAGGAAAUGAUUCAUCAGAAAAUGAUUUAGCUAGACAAUACAUAAUUUACUCUUAAAUUGUUUAAGAUGACUAAAUAGAAGUCAAGAAUUUAUUUUAAUUAAAAGAAAGGAUAUAUUAGUAAAUGCUAUAAGGAAAACAUGAAAGCUAAAAUUAAUUAUUUAACAUGGCUUAUUCAUUAACUGAAAGAGCCUUAAAGUUUCUUAAGAAAAUAAAGCUUGACUUAUAUGUUCAUAAAAGUUAUCGAAUAUAAUAAUUACUUAUUAUGCUAUAUGUUGAUUUUUUUAAUAAUAUCUUUCAAGCUGAAAUACUAAGAUUUAGUCAAAUAGUUAAUGAAGAUAAUAAAUAAAAUAUUUAUGAAUAAUAUUCAUUCAUCGGAUUGUAAAUAUUGGAUGAUAUGGAAAAUCUAGAAAUUAUAUAAUAUAGUUAAGAUAUGAUCUCAAAUUUAGGAUAUUCUAAAGGUAAUAUUUAACAUGAUAAUUUUAAUUUUAAGAAAUUAAUUCCUACAGAAUUUUAUGAAAUUCAUUAAUUUUUGAUAAAAAGAUUCUUAUAAACUGGUUUUUGUAAAAAAUCUUCAAAACCAUAUGAAUUACUUAUUAAAGGAAAUUAAGAAACUUUCUUCUACAUUUAAUUAUAAUUAAGUGUUUAGCCUUAAACAAAUGAUCAUAUAUAAAUCUUUGCAUUUAUAAAAUUCUUAGAAAAUUAACCAAUCUCAUUAUUUAUCAAUUAGGAUAAUAAAAUUGUAGGAUUUACUAAUAAUUUUAUAAAUUAAUUUAAAUAUCUUGGAUUUGAUAAGAAAUCUCUUUUUCAAAGUGAUAUCAACAAAUUUAUAUCAAAUUUCAAAAAAUUACCUCAUUAGAAACACAUAAAAGUUAAAUUAGUUUAAACAUAAUAAGAAUUAAAUGCAAUAAUAAUUGAAAAAGACAAUUUAUUUGAAUUGUAAAUAGUUGAUGAUUCUGAAUUUAUAAUAGAUUCUGAUUAAGAUGUAGAUAAAAGUAUAAUUAAGAGUUUUUCUUAAAAACAUUUACCUAAUCAAGAAUCUUUUGUUAUAAUACCUAAUCAUUAAUUCUUUGAAGAUAUAAAUCUUCCACUCUCUGAAGAAAGAAGAGAUAAAACUGAUUAAGAAUUAUUAAAAGAUGAUUGUAAAAAAUUAUGUAUUGAAACAAUUAAAAGUAAAGUUUUAAGUGAUAAAAACAGUGAAUCUUUAAAAGAUAAAGAUUAGAGACUUUCAAAAAAUAGUCUUAAUUUAAAAUAAGAUGACUUUAAUAAUGAUGAUCAAGCAUCAUCAAAAUUUUCUAAAGGAUUCCUUGACACUGCAAUAUUUUAUAGUAAAUAUAAUUAGUUGAAUAAAUUUUUGGAUAAUAAGAAACUUUUAUUCAUCUAUAUUUCUAUUUCAUUAUUGUUAUUUGUAUUAUUAAUUAAUAUUACCUAUUUCAUCCUUUAAAUAUUUUACAUAGUGCCUAAUUUUGAUGAAGUUGAUAAAGAUGCUGAUCUACUUUCUAUUAAAUCAAACUUUUUAUCGCCUGUUCAUGAUUGUAUAACAUCUCAAUCAGCUUUUGUUAAUUAUUACAUGCUCACUAUGUAUUAAGUAAUUACAUUAGAAACAGCAACUAAGAAAAUGCCAUUUUCUCGUGAUGCUAUCACAAGAUCCUAUGAUUUACUUAAAGAAUCUUAUAUUUAAUAAUUGAAUAAUAGAAAUCUAUAAGAAUUUUUCUAUGAUAAAACCAUCUAAAUGAAGUUUCUGAAUAAUAAUUCAUUAGAAACAAAAGAGAUUCCUUUAAAAACAUCAUUAUUUUAUUAUUUAGAAUCUUAAUUCUUUGUAAUCUAAGAUAAUUAAAAUGUCAAUUUAAAUUUGUUAGAUUUAAAAGUUUCAAAUGAUUUUGUAUAUUUUAUGGCAAAUUUAUUGACCUUUGAUAACUAUUUUGAUUCUUUAAGUGAUGAAGUUUCUCAAUUUAUCAUAAAUAGAAGUUUAAAUAAAGAAAAUGAAGGAACUAAAAUAUUUUUAAAAAUGACAUUCCUUUAAUUAUUAUUUAUUUUAUUAGGAUUCUCUUAUGUUUUAAAGAAUUAUUAAACUCAUACAAAACAUUUUAACUUAUAUACAGAUAUUAAUUAGUAUGCUUUAUAAAUAGAAUUACAAAGAUUAAAUUAGAUUGAUUAGAUUCUAAAUUAGGAAAAUGCAUCAUAAUAUUAUAAUUUUGAAAUAGCAAUUUAUGAAAAGAAAAUUCAAUCAAAUUUAUCUUAUUAUAAUUAAAAAAUUAAUUAAGUUAGAUUACAAUGUUAAUAAUAUAAAGCACCAAGAUUUAAAAUUUUAAUUAUAUUUUUGAUAAUCACAACAUUUAUAUUAUGCCCAUAAAUAAUAUUAGAAUAAAUGGAUAGCAAUUUUUAUGAAAAAUAUCAAAUUUGUAGUUAUUGGGUAGAAAAGAUUUCUUAAACAAGUUCAGCUUUAAUUGCAGUUUAUUCAUAUAGGGAAAUUAAUUAUCAAAUAAGUGCUUAAAGUUCAUAUUACUUUUUUUAUACAGAUGAUGUACGAAUCUUAUAAAAUGAAAAAGUGGAAGAAGAAUUAAAAAAAAUUAAUAUGUUUAUUACAUAUUUCCCAUAUCUUGAUUAGUAAAUUUUAUAAAAUAUUAUUUUAGUGACUUAAUGAUUAUAGAUGACUAAACAAUGGAUUUGUUAGAAAGCAUACAAUCAGGUAAUAUUUGCAAUUUUAUGACUCAUGUAAUUUAUAAAUUCAUUAAAAUAGUUUAAUAAGACUUUAGCUUAGGAACAUUGUGAUUCAGUUUAUAAUGGAGUUAUGAAAUUAGGAAUCUAUAAUUCUAUAUCUACAUUGUAUGAAUUAAUUUCACAAGAAUAUGAAAAUACUAAUGGAUUUCAAGCUAAAUUACGUCCUGUUAUAGCAACUUAUGAAGAUAUAGAAUUAGGAAUGAUAACCGCUGAUGCUAUUCUUGCUAUUCUUGAUUCUCUUCUUGAAGGUGUGACAGAAGCAAUAAUUAAAAUAAGACUAACUCAUUAAGUAUUGAAUUCUGUAAUAAAUUAGAUUAUUAGUAUUAUAUAUAUUCUUUUGGAUUUAGUAUUAAUUUUUGUGUUGUUUACUUAAUACUUUCCUUUUUUAGUGAAACAACAAGAUACUGUAAAAUAUAUGAUAUUUUUAAUUCCAUAAUAUUAAUUUUAUUUGGAUUAGAAAUUUGAAACAAACUUUCGCCUGCUAUUAUUAUUAACCAAAUGA